AUGAAGCUCUCCCUGUUUCGAUUGAGUUAUUGGAAUCGCCGAGGAAGCAGCUUCAGAUCAUCUGCAUCGUUGGAUCCUUCAUUCGAUGGAGGUUUCGUCGGCAAGUCGUCUCCAUCGUCUAUCUUUUGGCUCGUGAUUCAUGGUCUCUGCUGCUUGAUCAGCUUGAUUCUAGGUUAUCGAUUCAGCCAUUUAGUCCUCUUCUUCCUAUUCUCGACUUCCGUCACCAAUUUAUACACCACACCAUUUCUCUCCGCCGGCACCGGCGGCGUAAGCCGGCUGCUCCGGCUGAAACCUCUGGAAACAACUAACAGCACGGUGAGGAGCUCCCGAGUGGUGGUUGGAAGACACGGGAUCCGGAUCCGUCCAUGGCCUCACCCGAAUCCGAUCGAGGUCAUGAGAGCGCAUCAGCUGCUUGGGAGAGUACAGAAGGAGCAGAAAUCGCUGUACGGUGUGAGGAGCCCCAAGACUGUGAUUGCGGUGACGCCGACUUAUGUACGGACUUUCCAGGCGCUUCAUCUGACCGGAGUUAUGCACUCGCUCAUGCUCGUCCCUUACGAUUUGGUGUGGAUCGUAGUGGAAGCUGGUGGAACCACCAACGAGACGGCUUCGUUCAUCGCAAAAUCAGGAUUGAAGACGAUUCACAUAGGAUUCGACCAGAAAAUGCCAAAUACUUGGGAAGAUCGCCACAAACUGGAGACCAAAAUGCGACUUCACGCCUUGAGAAUCGUGAGGGACAAGAAGUUAGAUGGGAUCGUUGUGUUUGCUGAUGAUAGCAACAUGCAUAGCAUGGAGCUAUUUGAUGAGAUUCAAGCUGUGAAAUGGUUUGGUGCUGUAUCUAUUGGAAUACUUGCUCACUCUGGUAAUGCAGAUGAGUUAUCAUCAGUACUGAUGAAUCAAGGGAAGAAGAAAGGCAAACCUUCAAUGCCAAUCCAAGGUCCUAGUUGUGAUUCCAAGGAGAAACUUGUGGGAUGGCACGUUUUCGACACACAGCCUUAUGCCGAGAAGACUGUAGCUUUCAUCGAUGACAAAGCCAAUUUGAUGCCUAGCAAGAUGGAAUGGUCAGGGUUUGUGUUGAAUUCGAGGUUGCUCUGGAAGGAACUUGUAGACGAUAAACCAACAUGGGUUAAAGAUGUCAACUUGUUGGAUGAUAAUGGAGAAGUUGAUAGUCCAUUGUCUCUGGUGAAGGAUACUUCAAUGGUGGAGCCGCUUGGAAGCUGUGGACGCCAUGUCUUGCUAUGGUGGCUCCGGGUUGAAGCCAGAGCUGAUAGCAAAUUCCCACCUGGCUGGAUCAUAAAUUCUCCCUUAGAGAUCACAGUGCCAUCAAAGAGGACACCAUGGCCAAACUCGUCCUCUGAGCUCCCAGUGGUCAUCAAAGAAGCAAAAAGACGCUCCGGUAAAUCAAGAGGAUCAAAGAGCAUGAGCUCUAAGGGAAAACAACAAACAAGCACCGAAAGCUUUUGA
Messenger RNA from Thlaspi arvense, 1461 nucleotides. The record is from the annotation of a GenBank genome assembly. Lineage: Eukaryota; Viridiplantae; Streptophyta; Magnoliopsida; Brassicales; Brassicaceae.